AUGAGCCGCGUUAUUCUUGUCAGCGGAGCUAAUCGAGGCAUUGGGAGAGGCCUCGCGACACAUUAUCUUGCCCAGCCGGACACUACUGUCAUUGGAACCGUUCGGGAUAUCUCAUCCGAGAAUGCGAAAGAUCUUGUCACGCUACCAAAGGGUGACGGCUCGCGUCUAAUCGUCGUGCCGCUUAUCGCCGACAGCCCCCCAGACGCUGCAGAGGCCGUAUCCGAGAUCCAGACGCAGCAUCACAUCGAGCACAUCGACAUUGUCAUUGCCAAUGCGGGAAUUUGCAACCACUACGGCCUAGUGCUGGAAAUGGCCGACUCGGACGUCCUUUCCCAUUUUGAGGUGAACACACUGGGGCUACUUAUAUUGUUCAGGGCCGUGGCACCGUUGCUGCAGAAAGCCAGUACUCCCAAGUUCGCUUAUAUCUCCACGCUCCUGGCCAGCAUUCAUGAGAUUGAACAGAUACCCUCGUUGACUGCCGCCUACGGAAUGUCAAAGGUGGCUGGAAAUUAUCUGAUCAAGAAGAUUGAUGCGGAGAAUGAGGGCUUGAUCGCUUUGGCAAUCGAUCCGGGAAUGGUUCAAACGGAUAUGGGUAGUCGCGCUGCGCAAGCCCAUGGACUGGAGAAGGCUCCGGUGACCGUCCAGGAUACCGUUCAUGGAAUUACAAGCCAGAUCGAGGCAGCCACAAAGGCAACUACAUCCGGUCAAUUUGUGAACUAUAACGGGGAGAAGGUGCGCUGGUAG
Messenger RNA from Aspergillus udagawae, 744 nucleotides. Its product is annotated as SDR family oxidoreductase. The transcript is spliced from 4 exons. NCBI's taxonomy places the organism in Eukaryota, Fungi, Ascomycota, Eurotiomycetes, Eurotiales, Aspergillaceae. The coding region runs from base 1 to 744 and encodes 247 amino acids. The record is from RefSeq and is a predicted model, not a curated record.